AGGGCUGCCCCGGGCCGCAGGUGACCGGGAUGCGGAAGUUCUUCGUGGGGCAGCGGUGUUUCUGGCGCUGGCUGGGCCGCGGAAGCCGUGUCGGUCGCACCGAGCGCUGCAGCUGGGGUCGCGGCCCGCUAUGUGAGAGACGCCGAGGCCCGCAGCACAACACUAAAUUUGUAAUGAAAUGGAGUCUGGGUCAAGCUCUUUUCGAGUGGAAUUUCCAGAUUUUUCUAGCACCAUUUUGCAGAAGUUAAAUCAGCAGCGCCAGCAAGGACAAUUAUGUGAUGUGUCAAUUGUAGUUCAGGGCCAUCUCUUCAGAGCCCAUAAAGCUGUUCUUGCAGCUAGUUCACCUUACUUUUGUGAUCAGGUUCUCCUAAAAAAUAGCAGGCGAAUAGUGCUGCCUGAUGUGAUGAAUCCAAGAGUGUUUGAAAACAUUCUUCUGUCUACCUAUACAGGUCGACUGGUAAUGCCUGCUCCAGAAAUUGUUAGUUACUUGACAGCAGCAAGUUUCCUUCAGAUGUGGCAUGUAGUGGAUAAAUGCACCGAAGUGUUGGAGGGGAAUCCAACAGUUCUCUGUCAAAAGAUGAAUCAUGGCAGUGAUCAUCAGUCCCCAAGCAGUAGUAGUUACAAUGGCCUUGCUGAAACCUUUGAACUCGGCUCUGGAGGACAGACGGAAUUCCACAAAGUGCAGGAACUGAGGGAUGGUGAAAAUGAAGAAGAGAGCUCUAAAGAUGAACUGUCGUGUCAACUGACAGAACAUGAGUACCUUCCCAGUAAUUCUUCAACAGAACAUGAUAGACUUAGCACAGGAAUGACAAGUCAGGAUGGUGAAGAAGGAACUAGUGAUAGUGCAGAGUAUCAGUAUACCAGACCUAUAUAUAGCAAACCCAGCAUCAUGUCUCACAAGCGAUGGAUCCAUGUGAAACCAGAAAGAUUUGAACAAGACUGUGAAGGUGUUGAUAAUCCUUAUGAUGAACACCAAGUUUCUGAAUCCGUGAAUGCCAUUCAGGCAGAUCAUUCAAUCCAGUCUUCAGGUGUUGAAGACUUUCAUAUAGCUGACAAAAAGAUGGAAGCAGAAUUUGAUGAACAGGCAGAUGAAAGUAAUUAUGAUGAACAAGUUGAUUUCUAUGGCUCUUCUAUGGAAGAAUUUUCUGGUGAAAGGGCAGAUGGAAAUUUAAGUGCUCACAGACAGGAUCUUAUGAUAGCAGCAGGCUAUGGUGAAGGAAUUGAAAUGGCUGCAGGAAUUAAAGAAGAAACAUCCCUCACUGGAUUCUCACAUGCUGAUAAGCUGUAUCCUUGUCAGUGUGGCAAAAGCUUUACACACAAAAGUCAGAGAGAUCGACAUAUGAGUAUGCACCUUGGUCUUCGACCUUAUGGCUGUGGUGUCUGUGGUAAGAAAUUCAAAAUGAAACACCAUCUUGUUGGCCAUAUGAAAAUUCAUACAGGCAUAAAACCGUACGAGUGUAACAUCUGUGGGAAAAGAUUUAUGUGGCGGGACAGUUUUCACCGGCAUGUGACCUCUUGUACCAAGUCAUAUCAAGCUUCUAAAGCUGAGCAGAGUACUACUGAGAUGAACUGAGACAUUAGUGCUUACAUUUGUUUAGAAGAGUAAUCAAAAUAAACGAAUUAUGCAAAUAGUGUCUGGUACUUGCUAUUGUGAAAUUUAAUUUUUUUAAAAAAGUUUCAAUAAUUAUGCUGGUAUGAGCAGACCAAAGUUUUUAUUUUCCACAGUAUUAUUCUAGGUGUUCAGCAUGUGGCGUAGAAAUGGUUAAUCAGAAAGGUGCUUGCAAAAUGAGGUCAAUAAGGUCUUUAAGAUACUGAUUAUCAUCACAAGAGUAUUUAGAAGUCCUGUUGUUUUAGUAAGUCUUCCAAAUUCACAGUAAAACCCAGCUCUAAAUUGACCCAAAUUCUGCAAAUAUUUACACGAAGCAGGAACUGGAGUAGCCUUACUGAAAAAGAGAAUUAGGAUAACCGUACCAGGCUACGUGGGCUACCUGUUAAUAAAAUUCUUGUGAUUCACAUUUUAAUUAAAAAAAAAAAAGUGACCUCAAACUGGAGAUUGCCAACAUAUUUAACAUGUAUCAUUAGUAGCCUGCAUCACUAAAUAUCACUUACUGUUUUGCUUAAUGAAAGGCUGUGUUAAGUGAUUUGGUUUCCUUUAUCUGUCUUCCAUUCUUUUUCCAUCUUCAGUGAAACAAAUAAUUGUUUAAUUUUGUACUAGUUUCUAUUUAAAGAGUCUGUAAAGCACUUAAAUAUAGUUGUGCACCAUGUAAACUUAAAUCUGUGUUAAAUAUAAUUUAGUUGCCUCCUGUAGGGCCUAAUGCUGUAUGAUGCUUGGCUUAAUUUUGGUUGCUACAUAAUGAGAGCUUUUAAAGUGUGUGUAAUAAAUAUACCUUGUCAAAACAAACAAAAAUAGGUGUAACAUUUGGAAUUCUCCCUGAAUACUCAAAAUUCUAAACCCUAGCUUUAUAUUCAGAUUUUUUUGUCUUAACUACAGUAGCAAGUACCAAACUCCAUAGCUUCAUGAAUUGAUUUUUUUUUUUAUUGGUACAAAAUCUUGUUUGAGAACUUCUAUCUAGUUUUAGAACAUGCUUUAGGAAAAUUAUUUAGACGUUGAUAGGUGUUUUUACUCUUAAUUCUUUACUCUUUGAAUAGUAAGAACUAUAAUACAGAUUCUUGGUACUGAACUACUGUGACUGGUUACAUGUGAUCAUAAGCAGCCAGAGCUGUUUACAUCUUCAAAUGAAGUUGCUUGUGGGGAAAAAUGUAGAAAGUAUGGCAUUUGGAUCUAUUAAUGGUACUGCAAAACAUGGUACCAUGCUCAUGUCCGAAGUCUGGAUUUUUGCUGGGAAAGUGGCACCUCUCAUUCAUUAGGAUGAGGAUUUAUAUCCUGUGCUCUCAUUCCUGGAGCUAUAUAGAGGAGUGUUUGUAGUUUUGAGAGAUGCUGCCAGCUCUGCAGGUAGAGUGAAUGCAUCAAUUUUAAAUGUGACAGGAUUUGGGGUUUGAAAGCUUAGUGCAUUCCUAUGCAAAAGCAAUUAACCCUUCUCUGUAGUUUACUGAAAUAUAAAAAGGAAAGAGCCUUUAGAUUAUACAUAGGCUAUAAUAGGAAGGAGUGAUGCCCAAAUACAGUGCUGGGGGAAAUAAAUUAACCAGCGUCAAAAGCCUUCUAAGUCUGUCUGGCCCCAGUUUAUGUAUUAGAUACUGCAAUAGGCAGGAUCACGUGCUUAAACAGAUGACCCUGUAGCAAAAACACACUAAGGUAAUUCCAACCUGGAUGCUUUAUUGAACUCCCAAUUACAAAUUGUCUUAAGAUACAACCAAACUGUAUCCUGAACGUGAAUAUCUAGUGCAAGCUGGGGUUUAUAACUCAGUGGGCUGUAAUUACUGUAACUUCUUUUCUGGCAUUCUACUUACAAACUUUAAUUUUUUAAGAGGCUCUUAAUUCUUAAUCUUCUAAAGCUUCAGAUAUUUUUUCAUAUGGAAUUUUGUUAAAACAGAUAUUCCCAAAUAUGAUGAAACCAUUGCUGGCAAUGGGCAUGAAUGGUCAGCACCAAGGAGUUCAUAUUCUUAGCACUUGAUUGAACUCUAUAACAUACCAUGGUGGCCAAAUAUAUAACCCUUGUACUCAAGGUAACUAAACAGGGAUUUGCUCACUAACACUGUAACCUGCUUAAUGUAUAGAAGCACUUUGUAUUUAAGAAAAAAAAAAAACUUUAUAACUAUGUUUUUUAAACUUAGAAACUAUAUUCCCUUUAUGGUUUUGUUUCCACACUGCUAACACUGUCUUUUUUAAUAUUAAGAAAAUUACAAUGUUUGCCUGUUUACAUGAGUGUAGAGGAAAAAAUUCUUGCACUCACUGGCCCUAAUUGUCCAUUCUCCAAGGCCUUAUUACAUACAGGGUGUCAUUUCUUCAAGUACCAUCAUCACAUUUGAGGAAGGUAUUCUUAUACUCAUUUUAUGAAUGAUCUUGUAUAUUACAUUGGUUCUCAGACCCUUUCAAAUUGUCGCUUUAGUAUUGCAUAAAAAGGUUAAGGGUGCCUCUUCCCAUUUAACGAUUAAAAAGGCUGUUAUGAAGUGCCAGGCUGUGAAACCUGGUCAAGCAAAAAAAUCUAUCUGUUAAUCCCAGACCAUCCUACAGAGCUGCCAGCAAAACCGUUACUUUUACCAGCUUGGAAUGACUUUUAUACAUGACAUUUCAAAGUUGAAUGUUGCUCCUUUUUGCAGUUAGAUUACUUUGAAAUAAUGCUUUAAAAUGUACUGAGAGAGACGCUUUAAAGGUUUUAUAACAGGUCCAGUAGAUAAUAUUAUAGAACCAUGUUCUUUUUAGUGAUUUAGCAUGAAUAGUAACUUUUAUAUGUUUGCCUGUUACUCUUUACCCCAUAUUAUGACAUCAUCACGGAAUUCCAGCAAUUGUUGCUACACUGAUUUUUGUAACGCUUGGCUUUCUGAUAUUGAUUUACAUGAAACCAACUGAUUGAAGGGAAGUACUGAUUUAUUACAAGAUCUAAUUGAGAGGAUUGAGGAUUUAAGUGAAACUUGAGUUAUUUCUCAAAAAAAAAAA
Oxyura jamaicensis (ruddy duck) is the source of this 4555-nucleotide messenger RNA. It is a transcript of the gene ZBTB43, whose product is annotated as zinc finger and BTB domain containing 43. NCBI's taxonomy places the organism in Eukaryota, Metazoa, Chordata, Aves, Anseriformes, Anatidae. Gene Ontology annotation, molecular function: protein binding; RNA polymerase II cis-regulatory region sequence-specific DNA binding; DNA-binding transcription factor activity, RNA polymerase II-specific. Bases 179 to 1573 code for a protein of 464 amino acids. The transcript is spliced from 2 exons. The record is from RefSeq and is a predicted model, not a curated record. Gene Ontology annotation, biological process: regulation of transcription by RNA polymerase II.